Molecule: messenger RNA, 2932 nt
Organism: Zymoseptoria tritici IPO323
Lineage: Eukaryota; Fungi; Ascomycota; Dothideomycetes; Mycosphaerellales; Mycosphaerellaceae
Exons: 1
Coding region: 309-2774 (821 amino acids)
Source: RefSeq, a predicted model, not a curated record
UACCGCUUCAACCACACACUCCUUUGCCAUCGACAUUUCAUCCCCAGCUCGAGCUUGCUGUCAAUAUCACACCUCCGACCGCGACCGCCGCGCCUUCUGCGCACUUCUCGCCGCCACCAUCAGGCAGAACCUGUCACCAGACAAAGCCAGUGACACGUGAACGCGCCGCGCCGACGUUUCCAGCGGCGCCCACCCUGCUGUACAGUGAUUGAUCGACCGCAAGUACCCUAUAGCUGUGUCCGUCAAGGCAUUAAAGACGCGUUCCCGAGCUCUGGCUGCUCAACAACACCCAUCACACUCGGCCCACCAUGGCCACAAGUACUGCUUUCGCUCCGCUUCCCGUUCCCGUACUCGACGACAGCAUGGAGUUGACCUCAUCACCUGGGGUCAGUCAUGCAGACAAUGACAUCGACCUCGAUCUCGACGACUAUCGCGGAGUGCAGCUUACAGACGAUGAACACAUGAUGGAAGAUUCCCAGCCCACACGUCCAGGAACAGCCAACGACGACAUGAUGGAGGAUGCUGAGCAGAUGGCUGGCACCCCCAUCGUCGAAGAAGUUAUGCAUGAUGAUCCUGUGAAUGUCACAACGUACGACCACGAUGAAGAGCUCAUCGACUAUAGUGAUGACGAAUACCAAGAAGACAUCCCAAUCGCGGACGAAGCCGACGCCACUCAACACACCGACAACAGCUUCGUCGCACCUACGGAGGCUGUGACCGAGCUGGAGGCCGAGUCGGUUGACGAGGAGAUCGCGCGCAAUCCCGAAGACGAUGUCCAUGAGGAGCAAGACGCCGUGCCAUCUCUGCUUUCGGACACCGUGCCGGCGGCCGGUGGAAUCGAAGCGCCGCAGCAGCAAGGACUUCAGUCAGAUGGCACACUUGGAGUCAAUGAUGUGCCUGCUGACGAAGUUCCCGCUCCUGACACCGCAAGGCUAGAGCAAGCUACUACACUCGUUUCAGAUCCCGCAGAUCUCUCUGGUACCACGGCAACUGCAGAACCUGAUCACGAAGAGGAGGCACCGUCCGCAGAUGAGCAGCAGCACGAUGGUAGUCACGCAGACGAGACCACUUCGAAGUUGCCUGGUGCACUUGACACCUCUGCUCACUUCACUCCGGACGGUCCUCCGACUCCCUCUGACACUGGCAUGCACCCAAUGACUGUCACGUACAAGGGCUUCGAGAUGCCUCUGUUCAAGUCCCGUUCGCAGCCCACUGGCCUUCUGAAAGACGACAAUCUCGCAAGCCUCAGCCUGAGCAAUCUCAUGGCUAAUUGCAGGCAACGUCUUGAGUACAAGAUCGGUGAGAGUAUUUCGGCUGAUCAGGACCUCGUUCUGAGCGUUCAGAACAUGGGUUUGAUUGUCGGCGAGAAUUCGCCCUACGCGUUCCAAACCAGUCUGAGCGAGAUUCUCGAAGUUUACAUCCAGCUUCACCAGAAUGAUGGCACCUCGACUAUUCCACCUCUCGCCCUCUCGUUGUCUUUACAAUUGAAAUUCUCCAGCAGCUUCAAUCUCUUCAAGGUCGCAGCUCAACAAGGGCAAGGCAUGUCUAGCUUCUCUUUUCUGCAGCAGAACGAGGAUGAUAUCGAGUCUUACUACGAGGAACAAGCGGAAGACUAUGGCGAAGAAGAGGAAGAUCAAUACGCCGUCACUGGCGAGAACGAUCAAUACGAAGGCGAGACGGCUCCCGAAGACUUUGGUCAAGAAGAAGCGUCGCAGGAUCACGAAGGUCAAGAGUACGAGGAGGAGCACGAAGCACAGUACAAGGAUGACAAUGACCACGAAGGUCAAGCUUGGGAUGAGCAACAAGUAGAGGCGCAGCCAGCAACUCUCAACGAGGAGCCAAAUGCCGAUGAAGAUGAUGAUCACGAGGAGGCCUCAUAUGAGUCGUAUGAAGAGCACGACCAACAGGAUUUUGCCGACACUAACAACAACUUCUCCGGCACCGAGUCAACAACGCACGAUCAAGGCGCAGAACCUCCCGCGGACCUCAACGUCCAGACCGCAGGCAUCGCAGCGAACGCCGACGCUACAGACACACAGAUCGAGCAAGAGGCAGUCGAGUUCAAUGAACCCGAGUCUGCUGCAAGCUCAGCGACCAUUCGUGAUGGAGCUACGAAUGAUGCGACUGGUGAGUCCAACAACAAUGAAGAAGAUCUUAUUGAUUACGAAGACGAUGAUCUGACAACCUGGCCUGAAGAGCAACAUGCAGACGACGGAGAGGACGAGGCCGAAGCCCACACUGGCGGUCUCGAAGAAGCAGAAGAAGCCGCCGCCGCCGCCAUUGUCUCCACGAACUACGAUCAGCAAACGGACGAUACCGUUGGAGCACCUGCAGGUGAUGAGUACACGUUCGACUUCGGUGCCCAGCAGGAGGAACUCAUAGACUAUCCGGAAGACGAUGAGGACGAUCACCCUCAUGCUACCGACCAUUUUGCGGAAUAUGACGAUGCCGCCGCCGAUAACACCGACCAACCUCGUGAAGACGUCGCAGAUGAGCAGGGCCAGCCAGCCGGUGUAACCGAAGUGGCCGCAGGCCACGAUCCCGAACGUGGGCCAGCAAAUGGAGCGAACACGAACCAGACUGUCGCGGACACCAUCGACUUUGACGAAGACCGCAUCGACUUCGACGAGGACGAUGAAGAUGUGGUUCAGCCGCAAGCCGUCGCCUCGGCCAGCACUUCCAACUCUCCGCUUGGCAAGCGGUCGUUCGAUGAGCACGACAAUGGCAGUGGGUCAAGCGUACAGCCGGAUCCAAAGAAAGCCCGCGCAGGAUGAAAGCCAUGCCAUGACUUGACGGGAUUCCGGAAGCACUGCCGUCAUGGCAGUAAACCUACGGCGCAGCACCUGCUCGACCGAUCAACUUCCCCACACCCACACAUCCAUCCACCCAUUUCAUACUCACCUGUAAUACUAACUAGCAGACACCGAUCCAG